AUGGAGAAGUCUAGCAGCGAGGAGUCAGCCAUCCACCGCAGCCCUUCCAUAGACAGCCGAGACUCAGAUUUCCCGCAAGCCUCCACCUCCGGCCGCCCGAUCGGUGGCAGAGGCUUCACUGCCGGAGCUUUCUACGGCUCCACCGGGCCACGCAAAGAAUCCCAGCAGGCGCAAGCAGCAGCGAGUGCCGAAAACAGUGGAGCGGACAAAUCAAACAAUAAAUACAGCUCUCCUAAAGGAAGCAAGUACGUGGUCUUUUACCUGGAUCUAUCGUUUGUGUUCCUUCUAGAAUUCAAGAAGUGCAACAUGGCCAGAGGCAUCCUUUGCUGCUUGAAGUAUUUGAUGUUUGUCUUCAACCUCAUCUUCUGGGGUCCAUACCUGUCAAAGUCAGGCCUGUGGCUAUUCCUGUGUGUUGGAUCCAGUGGCGUUAGCCCCCUGAACGAGGACAGCACAUUGGGGUGA
Molecule: messenger RNA, 462 nt
Organism: Knipowitschia caucasica
Lineage: Eukaryota; Metazoa; Chordata; Actinopteri; Gobiiformes; Gobiidae
Source: the annotation of a GenBank genome assembly